AUGGACGUGGAUAUGUCGUCAGGCAGCGGCACGCCGCAGGUGCAACCCCAAGCGCAACAGCUACAGCAGCCAGGAGAGUCGCAGAUGUCUUCGACGCCAGGUCCGCCCGCCGGCAGCAUCUCGACAUCGACACAGGUUGGUGGAGUUCGAUGUGACGCCGCCAGCCUUGGUGUGCCUUGUACCAAUUGCGUUGCCUUCCAGAUCGAGUGCCGUAUCCCGAAUCCGAAGCGCAAAAAGACUCAGGGUUCUGGAAGCCAAACCAACAAAGACUCCGACAGCGACCGAGGCGAUGGCAACGAAGACCCUUCACCACGUCCCGCAGCUCCUUCAAGUACUGCAUCUCUCACGCCGCGAGCCCCCUCAGUGUAUCACUCCAACAAUGGUACUCCUGUCGCCGCUUGGACAGAAGCCCAGGCACGUAAAGAAGAAGUCGACAGCGGAACAUACCUCGAUAUUGUCAUGAAACCCAAGUUUACGCGCGCUCCCAUUACCGAAGCUGGACGAGUCGCAUACCUCGGUGAAUCCUCAAACCUCACUCUUCUUGUUCACGAUCGUCAAGGAUCGGCAGAUGUUGUGCAUUACCCACUGCCUGAAAACGUGCGCGGCUCCCGAGCUCGACUAACAGAGCUUGACAACGUUGAAAUCGACAUCCUGCACCAAAGGGGAGCGUUCUUGCUUCCUCCCCGAUCACUAUGCGACGAGCUUAUCGAUGCCUAUUUCAAAUGGGUUCAUCCAAUUGUACCCGUGAUCAAUCGCACACGAUUCAUGAGACAGUACAGAGACCCAAAGAACCCUCCUUCGUUAUUACUCCUUCAGUCCGUCCUUCUUGCCGGUACUCGCGCCUGCAACAACCCCCAGCUGAUGGAUGCGAACGGUUCAACCACGCCUGCCGCUCUGACUUUCUACAAGCGUGCCAAGGCUCUCUACGAUGCCAACUACGAAGAUGAUCGUGUGACAAUCGUUCAAUCGCUACUCCUGAUGGGCUGGUACUGGGAAGGGCCGGAAGAUGUCACGAAGAAUGUCUUUUACUGGAGCCGCGUAGCGACAAUUGUUGCUCAGGGUUCAGGCAUGCACCGGUCUGUUGAGCAGUCGCAAUUGAGUCGGGCAGACAAGAGGUUAUGGAAACGAAUCUGGUGGUCUCUGUUUACUCGCGACCGUUCAGUGGCAGUUGCUUUGGGUCGGCCUGUUCAUAUUAACCUCGACGAUGCAGAUGUAGAAAUGUUGACUGAAGACGACUUCAUCGAGGACGAGGCGGAUCGAGUCAGCGAGUAUCCGCCUGAUCCUGUCCAUGUUCAGUUUUUUCUCGAAUACGUCAAAUUGUGCGAGAUCAUGGGCUUGGUGCUAUCGCAACAAUAUUCUGUUGCAUCUAAAGGAAGGCAGAGGAAUGCUAUUGAUCUUACGCAUAGUGAUAUGGCCUUGGCCGACUGGUUGCAAAACUGUCCGAAGAUUGUUUAUUGGGAAAUGCCUCGCCAUCAUUUUUGGUCGGCACUACUACACUCGAACUACUAUACAACACUGUGUCUCUUGCAUCGAGCUCACAUGCCACCGGGUGGUUCAUCACGUUUCCCUGACCCUUCGCCUUACCCGUCUCGCAAUAUUGCCUUUCAGGCUGCGGCUAUGAUAACUUCGAUCGUCGAGAACCUUGCCGCGCACGACCAGUUACGGUAUUGUCCAGCCUUUGUUGUCUAUAGUCUGUUCUCUGCACUCAUCAUGCAUGUCUAUCAGAUGAAGUCGCCCGUCCCUUCGAUUCAGCAGGUGACACAGGAUAGGUUGCGUAGUUGUAUGUCAGCUAUGAAGGAGAUUUCACGAGUCUGGCUGGUCGGCAAAAUGGUAUACGCUCUCUUCGAGUCUAUCAUGGGAAACAAGACAUUGGAGGAGAGGCUACAAAAAGCCGAGGGCAAACGACACCGAAACUUGCGACAUACUCUUUCACAAUUGGAACAACAACAAAAUCGCCAGGCUGAGGCGCCGAAACGAAAGUAUGAUGACAUGGCUAUCGACUUUGGUACCAACACACCUCAACCUCAGGAAUCGUACGAGAGGUCACGGCCACAGACACCGAGUGCUGUUAAGGUUGAAUCGGGAAGCUCAAUGCAGCCACCGCCAGUUACAUCCCCAAACGCACGACAAAGUACAACUGACACUUUCAUGGGGGGAACAAACUCACGCCCUCAGACUCGGCCGGCAACGCCGUUCAAUCCAUCUUUUUCUGUGCCGCCAACCCCUCCGGAUCUAUACCUGGUAACAAGAAACUCGCCAAACCUGUCCCAGUCACUCUGGGAAAAUUUCCAGCCGGAUCAGUUAUUCCCAGACAGCGCUGCCAUGCCAGCUUUCCCUAAUUUAUCACCAACGCAGACGCAUUCUAACCUCGAUCACAAUCCCAUGGGAUCAGUGCCGCCGAGUAACGGGCAGAAUAGAAUGCAAACCCCACAAGCCGGACAGUAUCAACACCAAGGGAAUGGGAUGAUGCCACAAGGGUUCCAAGGACAUACGAAUAUGUGGCAACCAAAUCUGGACCCAAACCUGCCUGAGGGACAGAGUCCUGACAGCUGGAGUACUUCAUCCGGGCCUGCCCAAGCAGUCCCGACGACACUAAAUGUUGAGGACUGGUAA
This is a messenger RNA of Fusarium sp. VM40, 2613 nucleotides long. NCBI's taxonomy places the organism in Eukaryota, Fungi, Ascomycota, Sordariomycetes, Hypocreales, Nectriaceae. The record is from the annotation of a GenBank genome assembly.